Molecule: messenger RNA, 3298 nt
Organism: Rhagoletis pomonella (apple maggot)
Lineage: Eukaryota; Metazoa; Arthropoda; Insecta; Diptera; Tephritidae
Product: phosducin-like protein
Exons: 2
Coding region: 112-951 (279 amino acids)
Biological process (GO): regulation of G protein-coupled receptor signaling pathway
Source: RefSeq, a predicted model, not a curated record
UUUUAUUAAACGUCAAUCGGUGUAUUAGGAAGAAAGCUCAUAAACAGCACAUAAUUAAAUUUACUGAAAUUGAAAUAUAAAUCACUACCAAUUAUAACAAUUAACUUAAAAAUGGCAACGUUAGAGGAUAAAUUGAUGGGAGAAAAAUUAGAGUAUUAUUGUAGCAGUAGCGAAGGAGAAGACAAUGGUGACGGUGAUGAUGAGACCUGUGGAAGAGGUUCUAGCGGUAGUAAACAAGGAGCUGCUGGUUACACGGACCCGAAUGUUUGUCCCCCAACACCCGCUGAGGGGUAUCGUUCUCAAGUCUCUACGAACACUGGUCCUAAAGGUGUGGUGCAGGAUUGGCAACGUUUUAAACAACUUCAAGCAGAAAAACGCGAAGAGUCUGAACGUCAGCGUAUAGAACUGGCCAAAAAGCUUACAAUGGCCACAGCAACUGCCAAGGAAGAAGAAGAACGGAAGCGCCAAGAAGAAAUUGAUGCUGAAUUAGAUGAACUCAUGAGUGAAGACUUUUUACAACAAUAUCAAAAGCAACGAAUGGCUGAGAUGCUCCGGCAAUGCGGUCAUAUAAAGCAAUUUGGGAAAGUUAUCAACUUAACAACGCACGAAGAAUUUUUAGACUUCGUUGAAAAAGAAAACAAACACACCACCGUUAUUAUACAUAUUUACGAUAAGAAUGUGAGCGCUUGUUCUACUCUGAAUCGUUGUCUUGAUACGCUUGCAACUGAGUAUUCGUUCAUAAAGUUUGGUAAGAUAUGUAGUUCUGUUGCUGGAAUGAGUCGAGACUUCCGUUCCAAGGGGCUGCCAGCUUUACUAGUCUAUAAAGCGCAGGCAUUGAUCGGAAAUUUCGUGCGGGUCACAGAUGACUUAUCAGAUGAUUUCUUCCCAUCGGAUGUUGAAAGCUUUUUAAUCGAGAACGGCAUAGUGGUAGACAAAACGUUGUAUAAUUAAGAAAAAAUCUUAACUUGUACGAUAUGCCAGAUAUUUGCUAUUCGUAGUACAAUGUACGGUUGCCAGAAUGAUACAACUAUUUGUAUAUGACCCAUCAGACUACCCAACAAACAUUUAGGUUAGAGAGCGAUUAGAAUUCGAUUCGAAUUCGAAAGUGUUUUUCUAAAGUAGAAGGUUAGAUUACAGAAAUUGUUGAGAACUUUAGCAUUCUCUACAAAAAGGGGACUUAGUUCUCGAUAGGUUAGAUAUCGAAUCGUAUUCUAACGUUGAAUUCUAAUUGGUUUUCAAUGUCUAGUGCCUAGUGUUUUUCGUAUCAUUCUCUAACCUAGUUCUAAGAUAGUACUCUAACCUGGCAUGAAUCACGUAACUUUGCAACGAUAGUCGUUCAAACGAUGCUGACAAAACGAUUUCGUCAAAACACUGAUUCAUAUAUUUGUGUUGCAGUUACGUGUUACGUGAAGCAAAAUUAGAAUCGUGUUGAUAACGAACAAACGAUCAAAUAAGUUUUAGUUUUCAUGAAGCAAGACAAUCUCGACACGAUAUCGCACAGUGAGACAACGCCGGCAUUAAAUACAAGGAGUCAUUGUAGAGCUCUGAAAUUUUGCACAGGUUAUUUUUGAGACAAUUCCAGUUUAAAAAAAAAAAAUAAGAAAAUUCGCCCACUUUUACGCCCACCUGCCAUACAGUCGAAAUUUGUAAAAUGCCGUAUUGUCCGUAAUACUUUAGGUAUAACUUUCAAUUUUGGUAUACUUGAAUGUUAUAUAGUUACAAACAUUAUUUGAAAUAAAAAUUGAACUUUGGCCCACUUUUAACCCCAUCACCCAUACUACCUCAAAAUAAAAAGUGCCAUAUUUUCUAAAAUAUAUUAAAUACAACCUUCAAAUUCGAUAUUACUGUAAUUUAUAUCAUUUAAAAUGUUUUAUGCAAAAAUUACAAUAACACGCCCACUAAUACGCCCACCUCCCAUUGAAAUGCAAAAAAAAACAAUAUUUUUUUUUCAUUCAAUCAAUAAUUUUUUAACAUCAUCAUGGUAUUCUAAUUUUUUUAAUUUGUUUCUCAUUCUAAAUGAAUUAAUAUAAGGAUCUGAUGAUAUUUGCAAAUAGUGCAUUACAUCUUCAUUCGUAGAAAUACGUGAAUUUUUACGAGAAUGGAAUAGCCUACAGUUUCUAUACUCCUUAUUCAUUGCUUCUUGCGCUUCUUCGGAUAACAUUCCUGUAGCAAAAAAAAAAGUUAAUAUUAAAUAAAGUUUAAAAAAAUACUUUCAAAAAGAAGGUGCACCUUCUUCCUCUAAUUUAAUUAAAUUUUUUUUUUGUUCCUUUUUCUAAGCAAACAUUUUUUUUCUUAAGUUAAUAGUUGCAGUACAUUAUUACAUUUUUUUUUCCUUCUUUAUACUUAUGAAUUUAAAACCAAAGUUGCAAGUCCUAACACUUGAGCACGAAAUCAAAAAAAAAAUUAUUUUCUAUGGCGGCUGAGGGCCUCACUAAUGUUACUUUAUAGCUAAGUUGUUUUAAUUUAUGCACUUAUACAUUAUGCUGGUGGCGGCAAAAAAAAACACAAAAGGUGAGCGGUUAGCUAGUGGCGGCGAACUUUUUGCUGGGGAGGAUUGGCUCCAGGGGAUACAAGCAAACUUGCCCGAUAGAUGGCGGGAAAGAAACUACUUGUUUUUAGCAAAAAUAACAUUGCGUUGGUAUUUUCGAUUGAACCUUUUAAAAUACUCUAUUUUCCUGCCAGGCGACAAGCGGUACUACAAUAUAACAAUUAAACUAACAACAUUAGAAAGUGAUCAUAACACAACUUAGAUAAGAACAAUAUCUUGCACUAUCAAUUUAAAUUAAAAAUUAUGCAACUAUCUAACCCAAAGUCAAUGACCUUCAACAAAAUUAUCUAUCAAAUUAAUAACGUGAAUAAAAUUUAUGUAAACAAGAAUAUUUUUAUUAAAACAUAAAUGAUCUUUAAAGCAUAAUUCUGAAUAACUAACAAAAAACAAAUGUAAUUUAUUACUAUUCUCUUGCACAAUAAGUGAAUAGUAAACAAUUAAAAAAAAUAAAAGUAAAAAGUUGUAAACAUGCUAUUGCAUGCUAACAUACGUAUAGCGACAGAAUGUGCGCGUUACGUACUUUUUGUAGUUUUUUGUAUGUUUAAUGUGCUUUUGCAAACUUUUGCUAUAUGUCCUCUACUUUAAAUUAAAGCUGAGACUUCAAACUUUCAUUUGGUAUAAGUCUGCACCUAGGGCGAGGGGCUGCUCUAUUUUUCCUAGGCCAUUGAAAAUGCAAAAUGUUCAAUUUUUGCACCACAAUUCUGUUGUUAAGAAAAAAAAAAUUGUUUUUUUUUUAAAUUUAUUUUUUCA